ACUUUGCUUACACAAGUUGAUCUUCUCUUCACACAACAAGUCAGAGAGCUGACUAUUUACAACCUCCGCAAUGAUUGUGUACCUGUUCCUGUGCAUGCUCUGUACAACUUGCCUGGCACAAAUACCUUUCCAGGACCAUUACUCUUUCUCCCCAACGGUUGGAAGUGGUAGUGGAACGUCAUUUGCGACACAAGGAAUCGGUAGAAUCACAGCAGUUCGGGUUUGGGAGCUAAAUUCCGCUUACAUCGUUGGACUUCAAUUGCGCUAUGACUAUAUUUGGACUAAUCAAAUUGGCCGAGCAGUUGGCCAACCACUGGAAAUGAUACUGCACCCAGGAGAAAAAAUUAUUCAGGUGUCUGGUAAAUACUUCACCUCCAACUACAUCUAUCAGCUGAUAUUAGUGACCAGCACAGGCCGCAGUUUGAUCAGUGGCCAGCCUACACAGACCUCCUUUAACUUUUACCCCACUUACCCGGAUGCCGAGCUCCGAAUCCUGAGUGGCCGUUUCAACGGGGCUGGGAUCACUGGACUGGGAGCUCAUUGGGGAUUGAUCGACCCAAACGGAGUGGUGAACCCAAAUAGCACUUACGCGGGUUAAAGGCAUGCCAGCUUCAUAGUUUAGUUUUGAUGGAUUACAGAAGCUUCAAAAAUAUUUACUUACUCUUCAAUGAACAUCUUACUAUGGAUAUUUGAUACAAAAUAUAUAUACUGAAACAAAUCAUUAAAUGAUUCCCAAUGAUUGUUAAGAUUAACCGAAGAAGUGAUGGAUUUAUAAUUUUUGGUAAUGUUGUUGGUCAUGUUUUAUUUACCGUAUAUUACUAUAUAUUUUGUCUUAUCAUUAUUAACCUCUUUCAAACUGCAUUUUUAUCAACAACAAAAAUUAUUUAUUUAAGGGUAAAUAAACUGUAUCUUUGAGCAAUUUAAUUAGCUUACCAUUUGAUUUUAUACUGGUUUCCUGCACUUCAAACGCUUUGUUGAGGCCUACGCUCAUAUGUGGCAUGGUUAUACAGGUUUAACUGGAAUAAGCAUUGACCUCUUACAGUAACAGAAGAAAUUAUUCGAAAAGGGAGCAAAAGAAGACAUCAAACCACUGCUCUGCUUUGUUGUCUUUUCAGUCACGGUAGCUGAGGCAGAUAUGCGAAACAAUGGAAAAACUUAACAAAAGGAAGAAUUUAAUUUGACAAUUAGUGAUGACAAAUUAAGAUGCACUGUACACACACUGUGUAUAAAGCCCUUUAAAAAAAACAGAAACACCGGCAAAAAUACUCCAUUUACAUGUCAUGACCUGCGUAUUAACCAUGUAUUGUAUACGCAACAUUGUUAUAAUAAAAGAUAACAGAGAUAAACUACUUUUAGCAACUCCUUGAUCACAAAGCGGUAACUAACUUCUGCAGCUAUUGACAUACUGAGCCGGCGAGCUGCUGUGUCGCCUCUGGGUUUGUAAAAGUUUGUGCAAAAUUAUAAAUCAUGCCUCUCAAUUGUAUAGUAGAACGUUGUGAUCAUAAGCUGAGAACUUGGGCAACUUGAAAAACAAUUUAGGCCUGAAGACAUCGCAAGAAAGACUUGAGAAGGCGCUUGUUUUCUCCCACAAUUAUUUUUUUUUACCUAAAGAGUGAGGAUUAUGAUUAAUUAAUUAUCGCCUCCCUGCUCUAAAGGUUUAUUGUAGAUCAUAAAUCUUACAUUACAUCUCACCUGAAUAGAAGAAGGCUGAGGACGUAUUUAGACCCGUAGCCAAUUUAUACCCGGAAAUGGCGAGAACGAAACGUAAAGACUCUUAGCUCCACCUCCCUUUUCUUUGCGAGGAUUAUAAAUCAUUCCUCAUCUAAAUGAGAAUAUAACAAGAUUCUAUCAUUUGCCAUCCCAAUGACAGUAGGCAUUGUACAGUAAGUGAUGUUUUGUUAUGUUUGUUGGCUCUCAUAAAGUCAGCAGUAAGUAGUAAUCAGUUAUAGUGUUAAAAAAAAAGCAAAUGCUGUGAUGAGAUUUUAAAAUAAUGUGCCGCAUAUGCUUAAAAUGAUCAAAAUAUGUGAAUAUUAAAUUGUAUUAUAAAUGUGCCCGUUACUAGAUUACAUAUAUACUUAUGUCAUGUAUAUAAAACCUUAAUGGAGGUGUUUUAUUGUUUUUUAAGGGCUUUAUAGGCAGAAUAGAGCAACUCCCAUAGGCUCCAUUAUAAGCAGAAUUUUGAUCGCAUUUAUUCAAUAUUUAGAAUGCAGGGGAAAAAAAAAUCAUCUGUUGUCAAAUCAUUUAUAAUGAUUGUGAACAAUAGGCAAAAUUCCCCCCCAAAAAGUCCACUUCCCCUUUAACAAAUUGUAUCUUUACAUGAACGGAUAUCAAUAAAACUGAACAUAUUUAAAGUAAACAUAUUUUCCUGACUGUGGAACAGAGUCAACACAAUGAAAUUCCUCUCCAACUUCUACAUUUUAAGUUAUUAUAUAAGUAAUAUUGUUAAUGUAAUGAGAGUGUACAUAUGGAACGAAAUGGCCCCAAUAAGGGUCCAUUACUAUUAACUGUCAUUUAGCCCUACAACUCCCCCUGGGGGUCCCCACACCCACUGUAUUAAUUUAAGUGUGCCUUUUCUUUGGCCCACCCCUAUAAUGUUAUUCAUUUUCUCUGCCUACAGUAAAUAAAAAUGGCGUCUAUCUAUAACACACAUGUCAUUGUUUUUAUGUCAAGAUGAUUGGGAACGGUUUAUAAUAGUUAUGUGCAAUAAAACUUUUCAUGAACUCAA
Messenger RNA from Entelurus aequoreus (snake pipefish), 2725 nucleotides. RefSeq names its product zymogen granule membrane protein 16-like. The record is from RefSeq and is a predicted model, not a curated record. The transcript is spliced from 6 exons. NCBI's taxonomy places the organism in Eukaryota, Metazoa, Chordata, Actinopteri, Syngnathiformes, Syngnathidae. Bases 71 to 598 code for a protein of 175 amino acids.